Messenger RNA from Perca flavescens (yellow perch), 755 nucleotides. Its product is annotated as tripartite motif-containing protein 16. The transcript is spliced from 5 exons. NCBI's taxonomy places the organism in Eukaryota, Metazoa, Chordata, Actinopteri, Perciformes, Percidae. Gene Ontology annotation, molecular function: protein binding. The coding region runs from base 38 to 733 and encodes 231 amino acids. The record is from RefSeq and is a predicted model, not a curated record.
GACGCACAGGCACACUAUCACAAGACCUCCCCGUUUGAUGCCAAUCAGACCCGUGAGCACCAAGGGAAUCAUGCCUGUGCCCAAGAAAGCAGGAAGAAAAAGCAGCAGUGCUGGGGAAGUGAAGCCACCGCCAUAUGAGCCAAAUAUCCCUGAACCCACCACCAGAGCAGACUUCAUGAAAUAUUGGCUCCCGCUCACUCUGGAUGAUAAAACUGCACAGAAACUGUUGUGGAUUUCAGAAGGUGGGUCCAAAGUGGCCCGUACGUCAGACGCUGUCUGCCCAUAUCCCAACAGGCCCGAGAGAUAUGAACACUCGCCACAGGUGCUGUGUAAGGAGGCUGUGAUGGGCUACCGGGGGUACUGGGAGGUGGACUACGAUGGCUGGGUGGUGCUCGGGGUGGUCUUUGAGAGCGCACCCAGGAAGGGGAACGAAGGGCGCGGACCCUGCGGCCUCGGGGAGAACAGCGGCUCCUGGGGCGCUGGCUGGUCUGGCUCCUGCUACCAAGUCUGGCACAACAGCGAGAACGUGGACGUCCAGCUCCCCCUGUCCUCCACUAUGGGCAUCUACGUUGACCAGCCCGCCGGCAUCAUCAAGUUCCUCGCGGUGGAGGGAGAGGGCACGAAGGAGGUGCGGCUGAUUCACAAGUUCAAAGCAAACAUCCAGGAGAAGAUUUUCCCCGGGUUCUGGGUUGGCACAAAUUCCUAUUGCAUUCUUCGGAAAAAGGAUCAGUGACAAAGUGGAGGGUUGAGCAUGG